GCCGGAGCUGUCCCCGGGACUUAGUGCUGAAGUAGGCGCUGACGAAGCAGGCGCCUGGUGCGGUGACCAGAGAAGACCAUGGCGUUCAUGGUGAAGUCCAUGGUGGGUGGCCAGCUGAAGAACCUCACCGGGAGCCUGGGGGGCGGCGAGGACAAGGGGGACGGAGACAAGUCUGCAGCCGAAGCACAGGGCAUGAGCCGGGAAGAGUAUGAGGAGUAUCAGAAGCAACUGGUGGAGGAAAAGAUGGAGCGAGAUGCACAGUUCACGCAGAGGAAGGCAGAACGGGCCACACUACGGAGUCACUUCAGAGACAAAUACCGUCUGCCCAAGAACGAGACAGAUGAAAGCCAGAUCCAGCUGGCAGGUGGAGACGUGGAGCUGCCUCGGGAGCUAGCCAAGAUGAUCGAGGAGGACACAGAGGAAGAGGAGGAUAAGGCCUCUGUGCUGGGGCAGCUGGCCAGCCUCCCUGGCUUGGACCUCAGCUCACUCAAGGACAAGGCCCAGACUACAUUAGGGGACCUCAAGCAAUCAGCUGAGAAGUGCCACAUCAUGUGACCGCUUCCCCUGGGGUUGUCUCUGGGAUGGCCAGAGGGCUGUCCCACAUGAGGGCUAAGAGAGUGUCUCAACUUCCAGAUACCUCCACUCCAUCUUGGGCUCCCCACCCCCCCCCACCCACCCACCCCCGGCCUAGCCCCAGAGCCUUCUCAUCCAGGUCCAGCCCAGGCUCUGACUCUCCCUCUUUAUUGCCAGAAAAGUUUCCAUUCUUCCCUCUCUCCUCUGCCUGGAAAGUUUCCCACGUUGAUAGGAUUAGCCAACCCUCUCUGGGUACAGCCCUGUUCUUUCACACAAGAACACUCACAGAAGGACACAGAAGCCCCGGCUCAUUGGCCACAGAUGCAUCCUGGCACACAUAGACACACACAUACCCCUUGGGUUCCCAGCCCCUCCAGAUACUAACACUUGGAUGCUCAGAGGGACUCUGGGCACACAGGAGGCCUGUUCCUACCCCAUCUUUAUCCUCCUAGAAGCUGUUCCUUCUGGCUUUCAUCUUGUCAUCUGUAAAAUGGGGCUGGACUGAGUGAUUUCUAAAAUUCUCUCCUGAUUGGCAUCCCUGGCCCCUCAGAGCAGAGCUCACAUCCCUCCUUGGGCAGGGCAGCAGCUGCAGCCACAGCACCACACAGCUGCCACUGUGGGCUCCGGGAACCGAGCAAUGCUAUGUGAGGGGCGGAGUGCCAAGGAGGGAGCUGGCACUGAACAGGAGCUCAAGCAGCUCCAGACCUUCUCUGGGCCCGGGGCCCAGCCAAAUUUUGUUCUGUUCCUGUAGAAUUCUCUGGAUUCCAUAGUUGGAAUUUCCCCUUCUCGUUCAGUGGAAAAUAAAAAUUCCAAAUGGCAUGAUUA
Onychomys torridus (southern grasshopper mouse) is the source of this 1398-nucleotide messenger RNA. It is a transcript of the gene Cplx3, whose product is annotated as complexin 3. Gene Ontology annotation, biological process: synaptic vesicle exocytosis; neurotransmitter transport; regulation of neurotransmitter secretion. Bases 79 to 555 code for a protein of 158 amino acids. The record is from RefSeq and is a predicted model, not a curated record. Gene Ontology annotation, cellular component: SNARE complex; terminal bouton. Lineage: Eukaryota; Metazoa; Chordata; Mammalia; Rodentia; Cricetidae. The transcript has 3 exons. Gene Ontology annotation, molecular function: syntaxin binding.